GCGACUGUUGGAAAUUCGGCGUUCGCCGUUAUCCUUUUUGUUUGAAUAAUAUUGUAUAUUAUCCAUUAUCCGGUCAAAUUCGUCCAUAUCGCGUUUCGCGUAUUUUACUGUCUUCGUCGACAAGAAGCUCGUGCGUAUUGUCCGCCGGCGACAUUUUGACGAUGAUCACUGACACGGAAAUUCUUUCCGUUACUGAGAAAACAAUGAAUACUGUAGAUACAUCUGAUGCACUGGAUUUGACUAAAGAAAAUAUUAGACCACUAAGACAAGGUAGAAAACCAAUUCAAUUAGAAACUGCUUUACAAGCACAAUCUAAUAUGGAAAUUCAACAAAAGUUAAAUAAGGAGAAAGAAAAAUAUGAACAUGCUAUUCGUACAUAUGAGGGUGAUGAUCCUUUAGCUCCACAUUUUGAGUAUAUGAAGUGGUUGGAACAAAUAUAUUUAAAACACGGACCAGAAAGUAAUUUGAUGCCUUUAAUUGAAGAAACUGUACAGAAAUUCAAAGAUGAUUCAAAAUACAAACAAGAUCCCAGAUUUAUUACAAUUUUAAUUAAUUUUAUUGAAAACCAAUCAAAUGCUGUUGAGUUAUAUCAAACUGUUUACAACCAAGGUAUUGGUACAAUGUGUGCUUUGUUUUAUCGUGCGUGGGCAGAAUUAUUGGAUAGAUACAAUGAUUUUAAACGUGUGGAUCAAAUAUUUUUGUUGGGAAUUAAAGCUAAGGCUGAACCAGUUGAAGAACUUGAACAAGCUCAUCUCCAAUUCCAAUUAAGCGUUGCUAGGCGAAUGCUUAAUGGACAGAUAACAAAUGAUGACGAUAAGAACCAAGAACCCGAAAAAAGACAUGCAUUCAAUGUUUUAAAAAAGUCUGAAACGCAUAGUGGUGUCAGGCAUGGUUUUGGCGGAGUUAUUGGAAAAGUACCUCAAAUGAAUAAUGUCAAUGGAAAAAACACUGUUCUUCGGAUUUUUGAGGAUAACGAUGAGAAGGGAUUGCUUGGAAUCGCAACUAAUAAUUGUGAUCUUGCUCAAAAAGGCCUAAACAAAGAAAAUACAGUUAAAGCUGGACCAUGGACCAAACCUAAAAAGACUCGAUCAAAAAUUCUUAAACCUGUAUCGACUAUUGACUUUGAAGUACACCAGGAUAAUAAUUUGGAAUGUGUGACAAAAUUACCUGGUAUUACAGUUCCAAAUGCUUUACGUAGUAUAAAAGGAAAUACUAAUCUUUCCUGUCCAGUUGCUGUGUUUGAACCUCCAGAUCCUACUAAAAGACCUAUGUAUUGUAAAGAGAAAGUGUAUGCGGCUGGUAGAGAUGUGCAACUUGAAGAAAUUAGGUACGAGAUCUACUUAAAACAAGAAAAAGAAAAGCAAUUAAAAGAAAAAUCACAUUCAUUAAGUUUAACAAAAUCCCAACCAAAAGAAAAAAUAGUAAAACCUUUGAAAAAAGUUAUUUUGUCAGAAGAUAAUAAUGAAUUUAAGGUUCCACUUCCACUGCGCAACAAUGAGCCUGAUUCUUUGAGUCAAUCUGUCACUGUCAACACAAGAGUUGCAAUUGAUUUGGUUCAACAAAUGUGGAAUAGUCCAUGUGCAGAUAAAGAAGAAGAGUCAGAAUUAAUUUCAAGAGAUAGAAAACCAAUUGCGUUUGAUGCAUUUGAAGAAGUUGAUAAUAAUAUAAAGUCUUGUCCUUCAGAUUUUAUGGUUUAUGAAGAUAACAAAACACCAAUUGACAACAAAGUCUUUAAUAUACAAGAAAAAGAAGUGGUUAGAAAUCAAAGAGAUUUCUAUGUAUACACAGAUGAUAAUGAUCAAGGAACAAUUCAUAAAGAACCUACUGUAUUUGUUGAUUGCAAUGAUGAAAAUCAAGUGUACAUUGAUAAAAAUGAUGAAAACAAUGGGAAAAGUUUUAAAGUACCAGAUGUAUAUGUCGAUAAUGAUGAAAAUGUGUUCCGCAAAAAAAGUUCUAAAAUAAAUCAAUUGAUGGGUCAAAAAGGAAGUAGUAGUAUUAAAAAUGGUUCAAAAAUAGAAGCGAAAAUACCACAAAAUCAAGUUAAAAAUCCAAGUGAUUUCUAUGUUUAUACAGAUGACGACGAUCAAAUAAUUCAUAAAGAACAUGUACUCAUUGACCAAAAUGAUAAAAAUCAUGUAGAAAAUGAAAUUCAAGUAUACAUAGAUAAAAAUGAUGAUAAUAAUGGAAACGAUUUUAAAGUACCAGACGUAUAUGUUGAUAAUGAUGAAAAUGUGUUCAGCAAAAAAAGUUCUAAAGUGAAUCAAUUUAUGGGUCAAAAAGCAAGUAGUAGUAUCAAAAACGGUUCAAAAAUAGAACUAAAGAAUGAUAAAAACUAUAAACAACCUUGUGUUCAAAAUUAUCAAGUCUAUGAGGAUGACUCUUAUGAAACCAAUAAUACUGAAAAACAAGUAGACAAAACUAAAGACAAUUCUAUUAAUCCAAGUAAUGAAGGCAAGUCUCCUAUCAAAAAAAUUCAAAAUAUUGAAGUAAAUGAUGAUGACAUAACUUGCUCAACAAAAGCAUUUGCUUUUCUUUUGUCUAGUUCAACACCAUUGGCCCCAGGAAAAACCAAAACCAAUUUUGUCAUUGAAAAUCAACAACAACCACAAACUCAAAUUGAACCAAAUAAAAACAAAGAAACUGAAGAAUUUCAAUUGGGAAAAAAUUUGAGUAUGAUACUGGAAGCGUCUAAAGAACGUAAUAGUAGUACUUCAUCUGGAAUUAUUUCUUCAUCGGUUACAAAAGCAGAACAACAAUCUUCAAUUGAUUUUGGUGAUGCAAUUAAUCCUUUUGAUGAUGAAUUAAUAACCAAAUUAUUACAAAGAGUUAUUAAAUUUCCUAAUGAACAUCACAAAUCUGGUUAUGUAGAGCAAGAAUCAGAGUUACCAUUUAUGCGAUCUGAAUUCAAAUUGGGUCAAAAUAAAAUGACACUGCUUAAUGAAAUUGGUAAAGGAUCAUAUGCACGUGUGAUGAAAGUUAGAUUAGACGGUGAAAAUGCUGUAGAAAGAGCACUUAAAAUUCAAAAACCAGCAUGUGCUUGGGAAUGGUAUAUAAGUAAAGAAAUCAAGCAUCGUCUUAAAGAUUCUGAAAAAGCACUAUCUUAUUUCAUUAACAUGGAUCAGAUGUUUGUUUUCAAAAAUGGAUCAAUUAUUUCUAUGGAAUUUGCUACUCAUGGAACUCUAUUAUCUGUAAUUUUAGCGUAUAAAGUAGCGAUGAACCGCUCCAUCCCUAUAACUGUUGGUGCAUUGCUCAUUUUACAAGUGACAUCAGCACUCAAAUACCUUCAUCAAUGUCAAAUCAUUCAUGGAGAUUUAAAACCAGAUAAUGUCAUUAUUAAAACAUUACCUAAUCAAUGUGAUCAACCUUGUGUGCAGUUAAUCGAUUUUGGUCGUAGUAUUGAUAUGACUUUAUUCCCUCCUGAUACUACUUUUACACACACAGUGAAAACUGCUGAUUUUAUUUGUCAUGAAAUGAGAGAAAAAUUGCCUUGGACAUACCAGACUGAUUAUUUUGGAUUAGCUGGAAUUAUAUACAUGGUUCUCAUGUCAGAUUACAUGAAAACUCAAAAAAUACGUAAAUUAUGGGUGCCAUUGAAACCAUUUCCAAGAUAUAUAGACAAAGAACUUUGGGGCACUAUGCUGAGUAUGUUGUUGAAUAUAGAAUCAUGUAAGAAGCUACCUAACUUGGAUGAAAUUAUAAGGAAAUUGAACAAAUAUUUAUCAAUUCAACAAAAAGUGGUAUUGAAACAUAAUUUUACUAGCUUAAAAAAUGCAUUAAAAAAAAAUUAAUGUUUUGAAGUUUUACAUUUAUUCUAAUGAAUUUUUUUAUA
Messenger RNA from Rhopalosiphum maidis (corn leaf aphid), 3829 nucleotides. RefSeq names its product mitotic checkpoint serine/threonine-protein kinase BUB1-like. The record is from RefSeq and is a predicted model, not a curated record. Gene Ontology annotation, molecular function: ATP binding; protein kinase activity. The transcript is spliced from 20 exons. The coding region runs from base 162 to 3788 and encodes 1208 amino acids. NCBI's taxonomy places the organism in Eukaryota, Metazoa, Arthropoda, Insecta, Hemiptera, Aphididae. Gene Ontology annotation, biological process: meiotic sister chromatid cohesion, centromeric; mitotic spindle assembly checkpoint signaling; protein phosphorylation.